UACUUACAUGCUGAUAACUUGACCGUACGUUGGAUUGAAAACUCUUGAAACUGUUAUUGUCGCGGACGACGUUGAACGAACCGAUUUAAUUAACGCGCGUUUAUCCUUAUUUCUUUUAUCGUCCAACCGCAAAAAUGAGACGGAGAGAGGAUCUAACUCCGCCGAGGAGUUUUCUGAUGUCCCCCGUGGACAUGACGACGAUCAAGCAAAGUAUCGGAAGACUCUGGAGGGUAGCUUCGAGGUUAGUGAAUACGCCCGAAGAACACGAGGAUGGCAUUCCUCUUAACGAGGCUCAGCCGUUAGCUCCACCGACCGAAGAGAGAGACCAGUCCGAAGAAACUCCUGUCAACGAAGUUCUGCCGUCGACUCGACUGAUUCCGGCGGGGACCGAGCCAGAAGGAGACUUGCAACAGAUCGUCGUGCAGGACAACGUCGUGACUAGUUCAAGAGCAUCGUCUCCCGUUUUCCAAGCGCGACGUAGGAAAUCAUAUACACCGGCACCGGGUCAGUCUAGACUCGAAUCAUGGACAGGUCAGCUGGAACGGGCAGAUUCGUCGGUAACCAUAGAACCACCAAUAUCGCCGGAAUCACCGCUGAGGGCGCCGGAAAAUUUGCUGGGACCAGCUCCGGGACCACCGAGAACUAAAUCGGACGAGAGAGGCAGAAGCCCGGCGCGAGAGGAAGGUCUACAGCGGCCUGAAACGGACGCACAGACUGUCGGUAACCAAGUGGACCACCAAUCGAGGCCACAUCCCGAGAAUGCACCGGAAAGAGACGACCUUCCAGAAGACUCAGAACUGAGGGAGAUGCCCGAAAGACAGACCAGCUGGUGGCGUGGCACCUGGCGAAUGAAUUCAGUAGCAGAACAAAGGGAACCAAGAAGCCGCUGUACUAUGGUGAUAUUAAUAUCAAUGGCGUGCUUCUUACUUGCGCUAACAGCAUUAUAUACCUGGGUAUUAUUUAGCACAAUAUUUCUUCCCCGUUGGCGAUCAUCGCAAUAAAAAUGACCAUUACGACUAUCAUCCCGCUAUACGACGGGGGCAUAUGAAUAAUUUUUGAAUGAAAAUAAAUUUUUAUUUUUUUAUACUCGAUCGAAUGAAAAAUAUAAA
Trichogramma pretiosum is the source of this 1109-nucleotide messenger RNA. RefSeq lists its product as uncharacterized. Lineage: Eukaryota; Metazoa; Arthropoda; Insecta; Hymenoptera; Trichogrammatidae. The record is from RefSeq and is a predicted model, not a curated record. The coding region runs from base 135 to 1001 and encodes 288 amino acids. The transcript is spliced from 3 exons.